ACUUGAACAGUACUCAAACGCUGCAAUAAUUGAAGAUAAUAGAAAAUGAGUGGAUGAAAGUCAGUUGCCGUUUCAAAAAAUCAAAGACCUUUGUUAUGAUUAUUACCCAAAAAGAAGAGUGAAUGUCUUGCGGCAGUAAGCAUCUCUCAUAUUCCUAAAGAGCGACCAAGAGGAGAUCUAGUUCCUUGACGCCAUCAAGAGAAACAAUUAUGGCGGCAGAAGCCAUAGUUGGGGAACUUACGUCUUUUGGUAUACAAAAGCUUUGGGACCUACUAAGCCAAGAAUGCGAGCGAUUUCAGGGAAUCGACGAACAAGUUACUGAACUAAAACGUUAUCUAAACUGGUUAAGCUGUUUUCUGAAAGAUGCGGAUACAAAGAAGCAUACAUCUGCGAUGGUGAGAAAUUGUGUUAAAGAAAUACAGGACAUUGUUUAUGACGCGGAAGAUAUAAUUGAAACAUAUCUUCAAAAGGAAAUACUCGGAAAAGCAGGCACCAAGAAUCGUAUCAGAAGGCUUGCUUGUAUUAUUCCAGAUCGCAGGCAAGAUGCAUUAGAUACUCGAGGCAUACUUACGAGGAUCUCCACGGUUAUAAGUGAUAUGGAGGGGUUUGGUGUAAAACGAAUGAUUGUGCAGACUAUUACUGAUGGAGGGUGUAUUCCGCAACAUCAACGUGGUAUUCAAACAUUUUCUAAGGACCAUGAAAGUGAUUUUGUGGGCUUGGAGGCAAACGUUAAGAAAUUGGUUGAACUUUUAGUGGAGAAAGAUGACAUUCAAAUUGUUUCUGUUACCGGGAUGGGUGGUCUUGGUAAAACAACCAUUGCUAGCCAAGUCUUUAAUCAUGAGGAUGUAAGGAAUCAGUUUGAAAGACUCGCAUGGGUGUGUGUCUCACAGGAGUUUACCCGGAUAUCUGUGUGGCAAACGAUCUUGCAGAAUCUCACAUCUAAAGAAAGGAAAGGUGAAAUACAGAAUAUGAACGAAGUUGAACUCCAGGAUGAACUCUUUUCAUUGCUGGAAAAAUCCAAAUCACUGAUUGUCUUUGAUGACAUAUGGAAAAGAGAAGAUUGGGACAAAAUCAAGCCAAUUUUUCCACCCAGAAAAGGUUGGAAGGUGCUACUUACUUCUCGAAAUGAUGGUGUCGCAAUGCAUGAUGCAACACAUGUCAAAUUUAAACCAGAAUUCCUAACUGAUGAAGACAGUUGGACACUUUUCGAAAGAAAAGCAAUGCCAAGAAAAGAUGAUCCUGAAUAUAAGGUUUAUGAGAAGUUGGGUAAAGAAAUGGUCAAACAUUGUAAAGGACUACCAUUGGCUGUCAAAGCGUUAGGCGGUUUGUUAAAUGAAGUAAAAAGAGUGGAUUAUUGGGAAAGAUUAUCAACGAAUAUUGGAUCUCAUAACGUGAUUGGAAGAACCAGCGCUAACGAUAACUCUAUUGACCGUGUAUUGUCUCUGAGCUUCGAAGAGUUGCCUGGUUAUUUGAAGCAUUGUUUCUUGUACCUUGCUCAUUUUCCAGAAGAUUAUGGAAUACAGGUAGAGGAUUUGGCAUAUUACUGGGCUGCAGAAGGAAUACCACGGCAUGGAGAAACCAUUAGAGAGGCCGCAGAUGGAUAUAUAGAAGAAUUGGUGAAGAGAAACAUGGUUAUUUCUGAAAGAGACGCUAUAACUUCAAGAUAUAAAACAUGUCAGUUGCAUGAUGUGAUGAGAGAUCUUUGUCUACUUAAAGCUGAAGAAGAGAAUUUCGUACACGGUGUUAAGAUAAGUGCCUCGACUGCGACCUCUCAAUCUCCUUGUAAAUCUCGCAGAAUCGCAGUACACGGGAGUAAUGAUGAAACAUAUCUUCACGAAGGGGAUAUUCCGAAUCCAAAACUUAGAUCUCUCUUGUUUAUCAGAUUCCGCAUGCAAGAUAUGAUGUUAUCACGUAAGUGCUUUUCAAGGCUACAGUUAUUGAGGGUUUUAGAUCUCUAUUUUCCGAAGUUUAAAGGAGGGAAAUUAUCAUCUAGCAUUGGUAAGCUUAUCCACUUGAGAUAUUUGAGUUUACGUGGAGCAGAAGUACACAAUCUACCUUCUUCUAUGUGCAACCUGAGGAAGCUGCUCUAUUUAAACCUAGAUGUCUCUUGUAAAUCUCUAAUCUACAUCCCCAAUAUCUUUCAAGAGAUGCGAGAGUUGGCAUACCUCUAUCUUCCUAAGGAGAUGGAUAAUAAAACAAAGUUGGAAUUAGGUAAUUUGAUCAACCUAGAGACGUUGAAGAAUUUCGCAACAAAGCAUAGCAGUGUGAAGGAUCUUCAACGAAUGACAAGGCUCGAGGAUCUUUCAAUCUUAUUCAGCGGCGAUGGGUAUACGAUGAAAACUCUAUCCUCAUCUUUAAGUGAAAUGAGGCACUUGGAAUAUCUUGCUAUAGAAGAAGGUGUUAAUGCUCCCAAAAAUGACGAAGAAGGAUUUGUUUUGGAUUGCGUUCAUCUCAAAAUUCUGGAGAUGAAGAUAUAUAUGCCAAAGUUACCUGAUGAACAACACUUCCCUUCUCACCUUACAACCAUAACUCUAACUGAUUGUCGUUUGGUAGAGGAUCCGAUGCCAAUUCUAGAAAAAUUGGUUCAGUUGAGAUCUGUUCAUUUACAUAGUCAAUCUUUCAGUGGGAGGAGAAUGGUGUGCUCUGGCGGUGGGUUUCCUCAAUUGCGUGGUCUUACAAUAUUUGGACUAGAGGAAUUGGAAGAAUGGAUAGUAGAAGAAGGCUCCAUGCCCCUUCUUCGUGGUCUGUGGAUCUGGGGUUGUUCAAAAUUAAAGCAGUUUCCUGCUGGUGGGUUUCCUCAAUUGGAAAUGCUUAGUUUAUCUGAUUUAGAUAACUUGAAAGAGUGGAUAGUAGAAGAAGGCUCUAUGCCCCUUCUUCAUUUUCUUGACAUUUUGGAUUGUCCAAAACUAAAGGAGCUUCCUAAUGGGCUGAGAGUCAUUUAUUCUUUAAAGAAACUGACUAUGGACGAGGAUUGGGAGGAGAGAUUAUCAGAAGGAGGAGAAGAUUAUCAGAAAUUUAAACACAUUCCUACUAUUGAAUUUAGGGCUAAGAGAGAGCGUUUCAGCAAUUACUGACGAGACUUGUAUAAAGGUAAGUGAAAAUGUGAAAUGCACAUGAAGAGCUGCAGUGAUGGUGUUCGACGAAAUGCCUAACUGGCACUUACAUCUCCGGCACUGCACUGUUUUGGUCAAUGAGCUUCUUCUGAAGAGAGAUUGAGGGUUUUCACGAAUUCUGUCUGGUAUGACAAACUCAUAUCAUAUCUAUCCAUUACUUCGUUAAUUUAGAAAGCUGUGGCAUGUCAUUCUUCAAUUUGAAUAGUUCUCUUUUUGUUUUAUUUUAUUUGUGUGUUCCCAAGCAACUCGGCUUGACUGCUACAAUCUUUAUCUUUGUUUAAAACUUUGUAAUAACUUCGGUAGCUGCUUUGAACUUUUGAUUUACUAUUUCUUGCAAAUGGCCCCUGAUUAAUAAAUUAUGCACUCUCAACUAUUCA
Molecule: messenger RNA, 3490 nt
Organism: Camelina sativa (false flax)
Lineage: Eukaryota; Viridiplantae; Streptophyta; Magnoliopsida; Brassicales; Brassicaceae
Product: putative disease resistance protein RF45
Molecular function (GO): ADP binding
Source: RefSeq, a predicted model, not a curated record